Chironomus riparius is the source of this 4288-nucleotide messenger RNA. NCBI's taxonomy places the organism in Eukaryota, Metazoa, Arthropoda, Insecta, Diptera, Chironomidae. The record is from the annotation of a GenBank genome assembly.
UUUGUCAAUCAAUGGCAUUAAACUUUAAAAAUCAAAAUUUUUUAAGAAAAGUAAACAUGCAUCAGUGAGGAAUUGUGUGUAACGGUUACGUCUCAAGCAAUAAACUGUAAAAAACAUUAAUUAACUGUGUUAAAUGACAGAAAACUAUUAACAAUUGUGUAAAUUAGUGAAUAAGAGUCAAAAAUCUAUCAAACUAGUUAAAAAUCUGUGCCAAAAAAAGUGUCAAAAAGCAAAGAAAACUUGAAAAUACAAAAAUCAACAAACAAAAAAUACCGACAAAAAUACAAUUUUAUUAAUUAAAGUGAAAAAGUGAAAGAUUAGUGACAAUUUAAGUACAAAUUAGAUAAUUUAAGUCUAAGAGUAAACAGAAUAAAUAAAUCUAGAAGUGAUUAAAGUGGAAUUUGUAAAAAGAAAAAGAAUUUAUUAGAUUUUUGAAACAUUCAAGCCAGUCAAGGAUGGGGACUUCAAAAUUCGUGCAUCAAAGAACUUUAUAAAGGUAUAUCCAAAAAAAAAAUAAUAUUAUUAACAUUCAACAAGGAACGGAUAAACAUUCAUCAAUUGCGAAGUUAAGGAUCGAUUUUUAUCGAUGUUUUCUCCCAACGUGAAAGCUACCCUUGAGAAGCAUAGCAUUGGAGUACCACCAAGCUUAUACAUACCAAAACAAUAUAAUGAUGCGUCGACCGUGACAGAUCUUUGUAGUUCAGACGCAGAUGAGGUCGAGAUAUUUUCCCUUAUUGAAGAGCAAAUACCAAAAUAUAAAGUACGAGCGUGCAAGAUAACAAAUUUCUCUGGCACAUCCAAUCAAGACUUUGAGUUUGUCAAAUUCCCCGCAUUGAAUGUCCCAGAGAACAUCGGUCUCGGCUUAACAUCCGAUCAAAUUAGGGAAACUUUAAAUUAUUUCCUCCUGUCUGGAAAAAGGUGCUCCGAAAUGACAACAUGCUAUGAUGAUAUUGAAGCGGUGACAAGAUUACUGCAAGAAAAAGAAAAGGAUCUUGAAUUGACUGUGCAUAUAGGAAAGGAACUUUUAUCACAAAAUACACACUUAGAGAAAAGAAUAAUAGAAUUAGAAUCAGAGCUUAGAGGUGCUAACGAGAGUAUUGCACAACUUAGUCAUGAAUUAGUGCAGAAAACAGAGCUUAUAAACAUCCUGGCGGAGAAUGAGGAGACGCUUAGUGAAAAUGCCUCGCCUUCAUCAUCAAAAUUAGUCAAUAUAGAACUGAUACAGAGAAAAAUCAAUGUUUUGGAGAAGGAAAAUAAACAGCUACACACAGAAGUGCUGCAAGUGCAGGAAGCAGCCGAUGAGAUUGAGGAACAUGAAAAAAGAUUAAUGCAAGAUCUCAGUGAACAAUUAAAUUUAACAAACACACAGUAUGAAGGCAUAAAUCUAGAAUUGGAGAGGUAUAAGGAAGAGAAUCGAUUGCAGAACGAACAGAUAGCCAAUUUAUCGCAAAGAUUAUCCGAUGCGGAAUAUAGAUUGCACGAACUAUUGACUGAAAAUGAGGAAGCAUACAUCACAUUGAGUGUAACAAAGGAGAAUCAAAAUUUACUCGCUUCGGAGCUAUCCGAGUGUAAAAGUCGUUAUCAAGAAACUUUAACACUGCUUCAAGAGACUCAAUUAUUAUUACGCGAGAAACAACGACGCUCACAACCUCAAUCAAAUCGUAGUUCUCUUUAUGUACCAGGGGGUAUUCAAGUUAUUCCACAAUACAAUCCAGAAUCACUCGCAACAGAACUUAUGGAGUCAUCAAUGUUCUCAGAAAAUAGCAGUCUCGAUAGCGGGAUUAAUUCUGAUCAUGGACAUAAUAAACAAGUUCCUCAAUUCCAAAAAGUUUUUGAUACAGUUAAAUGUGCUGGUAAUAAUACAUUUAAUGGAUUUGGUGAUUCACUUGCCUCCGAAUUAAACAUUUUAUCCUCACAACCUCGAAUGUCCUGCUCAGUUUAUUCAACGGAAAGUAUCAACAAGUCAAAUAUGGAGAAAAUUCCAUCAUUUUCAAUGUACAGUUCAAUUUAUGGAAGUCAAAAGAAUGAUGAUGUGACCUCGACAGUUUCUGACGAUUAUAAUAGUCAACGACAGUUUGGAAUGAUGGGUUGUCCCGGCGCACAAGAUUUGGAAACAGCACUCAAAAACCUCAGCUCAGCGGAAAUCACAAAACGACGAACAGAACUCUCAUAUGGCACAUACAAUUAUGAAAAUGAGACUACUCAGACACCUGAAAGUGUUUUUUCAAACCUGUCAGCCUCAACUGGGUCAUCAAUGUCAUAUUAUCGUUAUCCUAAAAAGUUGGAAAUUGUGAAACCUUUAGAGGGCUCUAUAACGUUGAAUCAAUGGAAAGGACUUGCCACACCUACAUUAGAUGGUCUUCUUCAUGACAAUGAGCGUGUAAAAGUACGAGGUGAAAAAGGAUUGGAUGAAUUUGGCCUACAGAUAUACUGUUUAGGCGAUGUCGAGGAAGAUGUAGAAGAACUUCCGUCUUUGAAGCAUUUCGACUCGUCUUCAUGCAUUUAUACAUACACAGACAGCAAAGUUUUACAUCCAGAUGAUGGUGUUUCCAUAACAUUUAGUAUGCCACCAUCACGAAUGUCAACCGCACCGCCAACACCUCGAAUUGGAUUAUCAAGAAGAAAUUCGUGUAGCACAUUUUCGGUUAGUAAUGGAUUAGCGUCAAUGUUAAAUGAGCGAGGAAUAUCAGCAGUAACGCCAAGCUGUCUAAACACACCAUCUGGACCAAAUUUCUCACCAACCCUUACACCAUGUAAUUCCCCUGAAUGUCAAUCACCAACAUUAGAAAGUCAAGAGGCUCAUACCGUUUCACUUACAUCAUUUUUGUCAUCAAGUGCUGGCUUAUUAAAGAAGAAAAUCACUAGACAAAAUAAUACUAAUAAGAAUAGCAAUAAUAAUCGGGAAACUGAUAAGGCAGCAAUAAUUUUGGAGCAAAAAGUGAAACAAAGAACAAUUAAUUUAUUAGCGGAAGUGGAAACGCUAGGAAUUGAAAAUGUAUUACCCGCCACCUCAUUAUCAUCGACAUCACGCAUCAUUAAUAAGCCAUUGGCCCUACAUAGCUCAAAUAUUUAUACAACACGUAACAGUCCAAUGACACAAUUAACUAGCCUUAAACAUUUAUCGGAUAACAGGAGGAAAAGUAGUGAGAAUUCAAUGGAAAGUGAUAAGAAUGUUAGUGCCAGUAGUUCAACAAAUAAUAAUAAUAAUUCGAGUAAAGGAAGUCCUGAGGCGCGUAUAAAGCAGAAACUUUUGAGGCACAAAACCCGCCGUAAUUUAAAUGCUGUGCAAAGGCCUGAUUUAGGAACCGUGAAUGGAACUAAAGCAGCUGAUAAACCUAAAGAUACUCAAUCCAAGCCAGGAUUAGUUGGUGGAUUUGUGGGAAGUAUAAGUUCAAUAUUCUUCGGACGAAAAGGAGGCUUCCUGUAAAAUAACUGAGGAAAGUACUUAUGUUGGAUACGCUUUCAUUAAGUUUUAGUCGUUAAUUUUAUAUAUAUAUCUACUUUUAAUUGAUAGGUAACUGAAGAAAUUUUUUGUAGACUAUGGGGAUCAUUCAUUAAUGCCGUUCCUGAAAAUUGUGUUCAAAUUUUUUUUAAUGGAUUCUUAAAAUUCAAAAAAUUAACGGUUGUCAAAAAUUUUAAUUUUGUAUGAAUUUCAAUUUUUGGAAGUCCGUUAAAAUUACAAUCAUUUUUAGUCAACGACAUUGAUAAUGACCCCAGCAAUAGCAAUAUGUUCAUUUCAAAAACAUACACAAACACAAGAAAAGUUUUUAAUUUAUUUUUUUAAACAUAUUAAGUAUCUGCCAAUUUAUAAGUAGCAUGUAGUUAAUUAAACAAUAAUUUUUAUAGUGGAUAACGAGUAAGAGCUGCUCGUGAUCUUGCUUUAAAAAUUAUUCAGUGGCUGUUUUUACUGUUUCUAUAUUUAGUUGCAUUGAUAGAUAAGUUAAAUUAUUAAAAUCAAAAUUCAAAUUCGGUGUCUUAUCCUUUCAACCAAAAAAGAAAAUUAUUAAGAAUGUGAAAUGUAUAAAAAUUUUAGAUGAUUAUUGAAACAUGGCCUUAUUGACUUAAUAAACACGUUAGUGAUGUAAAAAAGAUUAUUUUGUAGACAAAAGAAAGAGAUUUCGACACAGUUUUAUCAUUUGUGCUUAUCCAGCGAUGCCAUAAACGAUGAAUUUUAUGGUUUUUCAUAAUUACAGUGUAAAAUAAUAGUUAUAGUCUUCUUAUUCUUCUUUUAUUGACCAUAAAAAAAAUAUUAAUUAAAGCAAAAAACAGAGUUUAUGAUUCAGAUUUU